GUUCGUAGUUUGAACUCAAUCGAACGGUACGUUUUUUUUUUUUAAUUUUUAUCGAUGUGAAACAGCCAGGAUUUAUGGAUAACUUAUUUUUUAUUAAGUUUAGUGAACAGUGUGUUUGAAAUCUUGGAUAUUGGGUUAGCUUUUUAAAAUAGUUUAGUUUUUUGGAAGACUUGGAUUUGCGAAAAUACGUACAAUGCCGCCUUACACGAUACUCACACUACUCUUAAUAAUACCAGCAACCAUAUCAAAAUCAGCAAAAACAAAUGCGCGUCCAGUCCAUGAAAUCAUAAACGAACAAUCAAGAAUAGACGAAAAGAAGCUCACAACCCCAGGAUUUCUACCUUAUGGCAAUCCUCUAGCAGGAAACUCCCAACAAAAUGCUAGACUACAUGCUCAGAAUCAGCAGGCAAUGUUCAACGCAGAAAGAAUCAGGCAGCACAGAGCUCAAGUCCAAAGAUGGACACAAGCCCCAAUAAAGAUGGACAGCUACAUGAAAGCUUACCACGAAUCACAAGAGAGCCAUCAACUAGCUUUAGAGCAACAGCAAGCGAAGCUAAGAGAUGCCAAAACUGUAGCUACUACACCCAGAUCUAGGCCGACAGAACUGAAGAGUAGAAGACAGGAGAAACGAGUAGAACCUAAAAGAGUGGAAAGAAUCAGACUCCACAGCCCAGAUCCUACGAAGAUUACUAAAGCUGAUGCUAUUAUAAAAGAUAGAAGCAGAAAUCAUAGGUCUUAUGGUGCAUCAGAUCACCAAUAUCAUCAAUAUCUUCAUCCAAAAAGAUACCAGACCGUCUACCUGUCUCCAGGACCUACGUAUGAUCAAGGAGUAACUAUCAAACCUAAUGGCAAUGUUGGUUUGAAACAUUAUCAAGCUACACAUGAAACUAAGUUGUAUACAGAAGCCAUACCGAGCACUGAGAGACCUAUUUAUCCUAAACAAUAUCAUCAAAUGCAAGAGUAUCAAUCUGCUCAAGAUAUUGAUGCAUUAAAAUCUUUAUUAAAAACUAACUCUAAAGAUCAACAAUUAUCUGGUCUAAAUGCUUUGAUUGUAUCAGGAGAGCAGAACAAAGAAGAAGAAGAAAAACAUAAGAAUUUAGAAACACCAAUAGAUUUAUAUUUCUACUUAAAAGAUGCUCCAAGCCCAAAUGUAGCGCAGCAAUAUGAUCAUACAAAAUAUGCCCAAAUACCACAAUAUGCUAGCGCUUACAUGCCUGAACCAGUAGUUAAGGAUCAUACACCUAUAACAGAACAAGUAGACGAUAUUGAAGACCCAAAUAAACACAGGCCAAACUACGUCAGAACUCUUGUACAACCUGUUGUAACACCAGCACCUGCCGCUCAACAAGAUACUACAACAACUAAAAGUAAUAAUUAUUAUAAAGUUGAAGUAGCCAGUCAAACUAUUUCAUCAGGACUCAAGUAUAGAGAGCCCGAUUAUUAUGUAAAUGAAGAUUUAGCUAAACCAAGUCAUCAGGCAUUGCAAUAUGCGCAGCCACAAUAUCCUCCGUCUCAGUAUGGUACAACCCAAUAUGGUACAACUCAAUAUGGUACACCCCAGUAUGAAACACAGUCAGAUGAAAGCGACCAAAGUGAAAGAUAUCUUCAUCACAACGCACAACCCACAGGUGUCCAACAUUUGACAGAAGAUGGCACAGGAGUCUCUGCGUAUGGCGACGACAGUCUCCACUACGCAGCGAACUACGAGUUUGGUUACCGAGUGCGCGACCACCACAGCGGUAACGACUUUGGUCACCAAGAGGCCAAACACGGUGACAACACGAACGGCGCCUACCAUGUACUUCUCCCUGACGGACGGAUGCAGAAGGUCCGGUAUUCCGCCGGUCCGGAGGGCUUCCAUGCUGAUAUCUCGUAUGACCAUUUGCAGUAUAAACAUUGAGGAUCUACAGGACUUACGUCGCUAAACAUGGUGAC
Messenger RNA from Leguminivora glycinivorella, 1935 nucleotides. RefSeq lists its product as uncharacterized. The transcript is spliced from 3 exons. Gene Ontology annotation, cellular component: extracellular matrix. Bases 194 to 1900 code for a protein of 568 amino acids. Lineage: Eukaryota; Metazoa; Arthropoda; Insecta; Lepidoptera; Tortricidae. The record is from RefSeq and is a predicted model, not a curated record.